AUGUUGUUCUCAACUAUGGGAACCGAGAAAGCGAAAGUUGGGUUCGCGUUGGGUUGGCCAGCGGCAGUUGCAGUGAGUUCCUGUGCUCUUAAAAGGCUCCCGGCGGCAGCAAUGCAUUUCCCAACACGGACAUGGUGCUGGUUUCACAGCCUCGUCCUUGCCUUUCUGCUGCCUUCUUAUCUCAGUAUGGUCCGGCUCCUUCGCUUUAAAUGAACGAAUUGUUGUGCUCGAAGUUCGCUACUUUUCGCUGCGGUGUCGUUCCGAAAUAAUUGAGUUGAAAACCGAUCUGUUCUAGACAGUUGGGAUUUCUGCUUUUUGCCGAUUCAGAAGAGACUUAUCGUCCCGGUGGUGCGCGUUUAAGUGCGUAUAAAGAGCCCAGUUUCUUUAUUUGACUUAUUCGCGUCGGCUGCUGUGCGGCGGACUCGCUUUUCUUUUUAAGCUUAUUUUUUUUAGAUUGUCAAAGUGACACAAUGUUCCUUCUACGGCUACUUUAUAUACAUCUGUUCGUGCUAUAAGUUAAGGUAAAAUAUAUUUUUGGUACUGGCGUCGCUGACCAUAACAUAUGGCAUAAAGAGCAGCACAGCUGGAGGUACCGUUUCCAUUGCAGUGAUGUCAGAGCAGCUGACUCCACAGCUUGCAGUGUAAUUAGCAAACAGAGCAGCAGUUUACUCACUCUCUCCUCUGGCUUUUUCUUAACCUUGCCCCCGAUGGGCGACUGGUCGUUUUCUAUUCCAAGCUCUGCCUUUCUAUCAUUUCAGUUGUUUGUGUGCAUAUGUGGGAACAGUUGUACAUGAUUGUGCAUUGUGUGACGAGCAGUUAGUUUAAAGACAGAUCGUGAUGUUUUAAACGCAGAAACGUGCGUGUGGCGCUGAUCGGAUGGUCCAUCCGUUUAUAAGAGAAGCGCACAAAGUAGGGCUCACCCACCGGGAUGCUUUUUGGAAUAUUUGGAAACGGAACUGGUGACAGAAUGAUACAAGGUCAGACGAGCGAAUAUUAUAGUUAUGAAGGUAGAAUGGAGUUCCCACACCAUAGCCGCCAGUUGCUGCAGUGUCUGAGUCAGCAGCGUCACCAAGGUUUCCUCUGUGACUGCACUGUUCUCGUCGGGGAGGCUCGAUUCAAAGCGCACAGGGCCGUGCUGGCCUCAUGCAGCAUGUACUUCCACCUCUUCUACAGGGACCAGCUAGACAAAAGGGACGUUGUGCAUCUGAACAGUGACAUUGUGACAGCGCCGGCUUUCAGCCUGCUCCUUGAAUUUAUGUAUGAGGGGAAGCUGGAAUUCAGCACUCUGCCCGUGGAGGACGUGCUGGCCGCCGCCAGCUACCUCCACAUGUACGACAUCGUCAAAGUGUGCAAGGGCAAGCUGAAAGAUAAAGAAGUGUCCCCGCUGGAUGGGAGGACGGCCGAGGGCCCCGGCCUGCGCCUGGCGCUGGGCAGCGCGGGGGACAGGGAGAGCUCCUCGGACGGGGAGCAGGCCGGCAAGCAGCUUGUCCGGCGACAGCCCCCCGCGCCGGCCCCCGGCCAUCACAGGCCUCCCCCCGCCGAGGACUCUGACACGGACAGCAAAGUGGGGCUGGCUGUCACCCUGUGUGAUCGCCCUGUGCAGAGCAGGCAGAAGGCCAACGGUCAGUCCGGCCGGUCCCCGGACCUUGUAGGUGUCAAUUAUGUGUCGGCAGAGGCCGAGGCCUGUGUCCAAACAGCUGGAAAAACAAAAGCUGAUGUCAGUAGCCGCGCCGUAUCCCUGUCCCAGAGGUCCCUGGCUUCGGAUGACAUGGACUGCGCGCUGGAUUUGUCUUUCAAGCCGCCGUCUAGCAGGGAUCCCUUCCACCCCUCCUACGUCGCGGGACAGCUGGCCCUCGACAGCCAGCAGCAGGGCACUGAGCCACUUGUUAAAGACGAACACGACUUGCUGUCAGAGCAGGAGGACAGUGAGCCGAUGAGCCCGGAGAGCCAGCGCUUUGGGAAUAGUGCCAGGAGCUCGGUGGUGACAGGGUUCGCUGCCCUCUUCCCGGGCAACAACGGCUCCACAGCCGCCCUGCUCUCCCGGGGGGAGGACCUGAUGAUGGGGGAGGAGGAGGAGGAGGACGAGGAGGAGGAGGGGGGGGGGAGACGGGGGCGCCGCCGCCCCCCCGGCCACCACCACCACCAACACCACCACCACCGCGGGGGCAGGGAGGGCGCCCCCGGCCGGGAGGGGGAGGGGAGGGGGAGGGGCGCGCUGCUGGCAGGGGACAGCGAGGAGGAGGACGAGGACGAGGACCUGGCCUCCUCGGACAUCUCCACGUCCAGCGGCGUGCUGCUGCUGCCUCCGGUGGCGGCGGCGGCGGCGGCCGGCCAGCAGGUCUGCGUGUGCCCUCUGUGCAGCAAGGUGUUCGCCAGCCCCCACGUGCUGCAGCUGCACCUCAGCUCGCACUUCCGCGAGAAGGACGGCACGCGGGCCAAGCUGUCGCCCGACGGCUCGGUGCCCACCUGCUCGCAGUGCGGCAAGACCUUCUCCUGCAUGUACACGCUGAAGCGCCACGAGCGCACACACUCGGGCGAGAAGCCGUACACGUGCGGCCAGUGCGGCAAGAGCUUCCAGUACUCUCACAACCUGAGCCGCCACGCGGUGGUGCACACGCGGGAGAAGCCGCACGCGUGCAAGUGGUGCGAGCGGCGCUUCACGCAGUCGGGGGACCUCUACCGCCACAUCAGGAAGUUCCACUGCGUCCUCACCAAGACCUUAUCGACUAUCGGAUAAAAACUAAACAAACUCACAGACAGAGAAACACUCUUCACUGGUGCCAUGGCAGGAGAGACACACCAGGAUGUGUCUCUUCUUGCACUGCUUACUACUACUACUACUACUACUACUACUACUACUACUACUAUUACUACUACUACGACUACUACUACUGAUUUAUGUUUUAUUUGUUUUCUUUCUUUCGUGUGAACACACUGGGAAUUUGCUGGAGUCGAUGCGUGCGUUUUUGGAAUUCUACCCCUCAUCCGCCCACGAGGCGUUUCUCAAGCUAAAAGAGUUGUAACAAAUUUCAAACUGGAGCUAAUAUAAUAUAUUCUGGUAGCGAGCCAUGUUAUAGGCAUGCAUGAUGUCCGGAGACAGGGCAGGUUGGAGACUAACCUCCCCAUUAUGUGUGCGCUGCUGAGGGAAGUCCAUCUGGAUCCUUUUGGGAGAACAAACAGGACGAUGCACUUGUUUUCUCCGUGUCUUAUGAGUGUCAAUCUGUUGCGUUUUUAGGCGGUGCUACGGAGAGAAAAAGGCCUUUUGCGUGCGUCUGCUGAGCGGAGGAACAAUAGUCCAUGCUGAAGUGAUGUUAGAGCAAUCAUUUGAGAGAACGAUGAGCGUUUCAACGUACACACAGAGGAGCAGUACUGUAAAUCAGUGGCAAUAUCUUCUUUUCUUUUGCCUCCUACUUUAUUAUUUAUUUAUAGUAUAAUACUUGUCUAAAUUAUCACGAGGCAACGUAAACAGAUGAGGUUUGAUUAUCAAGAGGAAGUGUUGAUUAUUUUAUUUUUUUCAUAGAGGCAGUGCAUUGCUUCUCAGUUGACAUGAAGGUUUUUUAAUGAAAAAAAACACACCAUCAUACUUGAAUGUUAUCUCAGUCUGGAUCAUUAAUAUACAAAUAUGUAUGUUUUGUCUUUACCAGAUUUAUGUUGUUGUGUCACGUAAACACGCAUUGAAGGAAGCUCGCCUUUCAGAGAUGAGCAUGUAGAUAAUGGAUUACCGCAGUUUAAGCUGCAAUAUUGGUGCCUCCUGAAACUUUCUUUGCCCAGUGUACUUAAAAUAAACCCACAUCAAUUGGACCUACAUGUUUGAUUUGAAAAUGCUAACGUAUCUUAAUGCCAGGAGGUAAUGUUGGUAGUUGGCAGUAAUCUCUCUUUUUACCUGGUAUUAACAGCGUGUUAAAUGGUGCACACGCUAAUGGACAGUGUGAAGGACACACUGGGAAGAGGCGCGAGUGUGAAUGUCGACACACGAUUCUUGUUUUAAUAAUGGAUUGGUUACCAUCUUUGUAACCAGCCUCUGCUCUAUUGCCUACUGCUGGAUCUACUAACUUGUUCGUACUUUCUUUCUUUUUUUUUUUACAUGCACAUGAUAUCAUGUCCCCUUCCUGUCUGCGUCUGAGAUACUACUGAUAAUAUUCAAGCUCUCACUUUGGGAAGAAUUUACCUUGAACUUUUGGAAGAAGACUGUGCAGUUUUGUUUAGUUAAACAUCUUUUUUGUUUUGACUGUUAGGGGUUCACUUAGAUUCUAUAUAUUACUUCUUGCCUGCAAGUAGCACUAAACGUUGAUGAUAUUCAUUUCAUCCUACCUGAGAAGACUUGAUGAUAAUUAUUUAUUAGUUGGACUUGGUUCAGGGUUUAUUAAACGUAUAAUCUGAUUUCUAUAAGCUUGAAAGACAUUUCUUGGUACUUCUAUUGAAUUUGUGGGCUGUCCGACCUUCCAUUGAGCAAAUAGUGACUAAUAGUUUUAUUUUAUUUCCAUCCACCACACACAAAACUUAAGUAUUGAAAAUGUGUCACACUGAUCUUAGAGAGGCACUUGUUUUUAGCAUCCAUGUAGUUUCAACACUAUUGUCUAGGCUGCUAUUUCUUACUCUUUGUAUAUUUAAUGUAAAUAUAUAGAAAUAUUUAUCAAACUUUGAUUGUGUGUUCCAUGUUGGCCUGCUGGGGCGGAGGAAGCCAGUGGUCAUACUGUGGCUGCUGUCACUCCUUGGCUUCCAAGUUGUGUCUUCCCCGGAGGGUUUUGACCUUUUUCCUUUUAUCUCCCCCCCGUACUCCGGUCUCCGUACCAGAGGCGUUUGUGCCCUCGCUGUUUUAACCCGAGAAAACGUUUGUUUUCACAAGCACUGGCACAACGGAUACAGAGUAAGACUACCUAUAGAAGUAAGACAAUAUCGCCAUUGUCCCCCCCCCCCCUAUAUCCCAGGUAGUUCUCAAGGAAACAUUGUGGGGCUCUGUUACUGCUGAGGGGUGGCGGUGGUGGAGGGAGACAGCCCGCCAGGGCUCUCUUUGCACUUUUCUGUAUUAAAUGGAGCCUUUGGAAUGUGAGGAAGGCAUUCAGCAGAGGCAGAGUGAGGGGAGACUGUAAACAGGUGCAUUGUGGGGCUGCAUCAAGGAGGAGCUGGCUGUCCCAGCAUGCAGUAGAUAAGUGCUCCAUUGUUCUUGCAUGUAGGGGAUGAUACCAUGGCAACUUGAUUGCACAUCUAUCAGGAGAAUUAUCUUAAUUGUCCUUAGUAUUGCUUUUCGAGUCGUCCUCAUGGCAAACAUGACCCAUAAGAAACUGCGAUGGCUUAAGGAAGUUAACGACCUUGUCAACAUUGGUCUAGCCCUACACGACUUGGGUUUUAGGGUUUACUAUGUUUAUUAAUAAAAACUUUGUGUGGUCUUCUGUUAGAAGUUCAAGUCAAUGCAGGAGUUAAACUCUUGGAAGAUUAAAUGCAAUUUAUUCACUCUGUUCCAUAAUCGGUAAUCUGUAAUGGCAACUCAUGGAAUGGUUUGGUUGUGAUUUUUUUGGGGGGUUGAUUUGGAUUACUGUCUUUUGUUAUUUUACUUUAAAAGCAUGACUUUGAUUGGUCAACUAUAGGCUUCUUAAAAUCCUUGGUGCAGAAAAACAACUUUAAAUAGUCAAUUACACACACACACACACACACACACACAUACAUACAUACAUACAUACAUACACACACACACACACACACACACAUACAUACAUACAUACAUACAUACAUACAUACAUACAUACAUACAUACAUACAUACAUACAUACAUACAUACAUACAUACAUACAUACAUACAUACAUACAUACAUACAUACAUACAUACAUACAUACACACACACACACACACACACACACACACAGUUGAUUUAACUUUCCGCCUGCAGCGCAAAUCGAACAUGGUGCAGUUUAACUCUGAUGUACACGUGUACAAAUGUAGAAAGUAAACUAACAAUGUAUAAAGACAUGUUUUGUGUUUAUUUUGUUUUUCAGUCCUUUCAUUUGUAACUCCAGGAAGAUCACAGAAUGUGCCUUGUAGACACACUGCAGUGUGUUGUAUCUGGAGAGGAGUCCCCCUUUAUACACUGUACUGUCUGCCCUAGACUCCGGUCAAAAUGUUAAUGUCACUUGUUCGUUUCAAACUGUCUAUAUAAAUAUAUAUAUAGAUGUAUCAAAAAAAUGAAGUCUUUUUUUAAAUUAUUUCUUCUGGCUGCUUUUGGAGAUUAGAAUGAGAUAUUGAGUUUACCACUGUGUUCAUAAAUAUGUUCUUGGUGUGUAAACACUGGGGACAUGCACUCUGUUAGGCUUAUAUUAGCCACGAUUGUUAGGAGCUAACAAAAGUCUUGUUUAUUUUAUUUGAUGCAUUUGUUGAAUGUGAAACACCGAACUCUCCCAAUUUGUACAAAAACACAUAGCAUUUCUCUGAACGGGGGCUGUUUUUUAUUAUUUUGUGCUUAACUCCUGCUGUAUGUUUGGUAGACUUUCACUGAUACUGGAAUGUUUCUCUUUUUACAGGUUCCAACUGUGAAAUUGUGUAUAAUCAUGAGAAAUAUUUAUGACCGCAUUGCCAUCUUGUGCAACCUUUGACUCAACAGAGCAUCUACAUGUCAAUGAACGUCUUUUUAAUUACAUUUGUAGAAGUGCCAUUAGAAGUUAAUAUAAUUUUUUUUAAUAAGAAAAGUAUAUUUUAUAGUAAUCAAAAGCUUGAUUAUUAGUGGUCUAGAGAUUAGAGGACAAUCUUAAGAAGAAUUGACAUUGCUUAGUUUUCGAGGCAAUUUACUUCGAUCUGUAAUAUGUAUCUGCUGUUUUUCUUUUGUUUGCGCUUUUCAAGUGUGCUUGUGUGUCUGCUGUGAAAAUGUGACAAUCUUGAUUUAGUUCUUUAUUACAAUAUGCAUAGAUUAAAUGAAAAGACUUUCUCUGACUGUGGAAUUCUUUUAUUUGCAUGAGUUGUGUUUACAGUUUAUAUGCAUAUUUAAUCAAAUUUUCAUUAUAAAAUAUAACAACGUUCAAAAGUUUGAUCAAAACUUCCUCUAAGUUGGACUAACAGUAAGGACCUCUAGGAGACAGUGAGUUGUCUUUUAGUCCACCUCCUAGGGGGGGGGUUCUGUGGUCUGAGUAGCAGCAGCAGUAGGAGUGUGUGUGUGGGCGCAGGGCAUCAAUGCGAUGUGUACAGAGAAAACAGCAUGUGAUAGAGCACUGUGGGUCAAACAGUCGCUAUCCCCACGGACACUGUAAAUGGAGUGCAAGGACAGGGCACAGUAACCAUUCCAUCAAGGUGCUGUGGCAUAAUAAGCUGAUGAAUCCAGUGUUACAUAACUAAAGUCAUUAUAGGUAAUGCAGUUAUUAUAAACAUAAAAAGGACUGAAUUGUCCAAAAGAAAAACUUGAAUAUAUUCUGUAGAUAAAAGCAAAACAGUGCGUAAACAAACUGCCUUUCCAAAUAUCUGCUUUUGAUUUGGGAUCUCCGUCGCGCCACUUGUUCAGUCACCGUCUUCCGACGGAGAGAGAGAUGGCUUUUAAUUAUCCCCCCGCUGCUGUGCUAUAGUAAAU
Gadus chalcogrammus (walleye pollock) is the source of this 7547-nucleotide messenger RNA. RefSeq names its product zinc finger and BTB domain containing 42 (gene zbtb42). Bases 929 to 2737 code for a protein of 602 amino acids. Gene Ontology annotation, molecular function: RNA polymerase II cis-regulatory region sequence-specific DNA binding; protein binding; DNA-binding transcription factor activity, RNA polymerase II-specific. The transcript is spliced from 2 exons. The record is from RefSeq and is a predicted model, not a curated record. NCBI's taxonomy places the organism in Eukaryota, Metazoa, Chordata, Actinopteri, Gadiformes, Gadidae. Gene Ontology annotation, biological process: regulation of transcription by RNA polymerase II. Gene Ontology annotation, cellular component: nucleus.